Molecule: messenger RNA, 2037 nt
Organism: Trypanosoma cruzi
Lineage: Eukaryota; Euglenozoa; Kinetoplastea; Trypanosomatida; Trypanosomatidae
Product: serine/threonine protein kinase, putative
Exons: 1
Coding region: 1-2037 (678 amino acids)
Biological process (GO): peptidyl-serine phosphorylation; peptidyl-threonine phosphorylation; positive regulation of DNA-templated transcription
Cellular component (GO): nucleus
Molecular function (GO): transcription coactivator activity; ATP binding; protein serine/threonine kinase activity
Source: RefSeq, a predicted model, not a curated record
AUGCUGCACUCCCACGCACCCACCGGAAUGUCACCCAAUGGUAAAGCGAAUAGAUGUAGGGGUGGUGAGGCGGCACCCGGAGACGUAUUGGGGGAACUUGCAGAGAAGGGACAUGGACAAGAAGAAGGGUGCCACUUGCAGCAGCCCCAUUCCAAUCCAACGGAAUCAGAAACAUUCGAUCCCUGUGGCUCGAGUGGUGAUUCUCGGGUAGACGCUCAGCCCGCGCCAUCUUCUCGGAAAACUUUGGAUUCCACUCAUGACACUAACGGGAAUAAGGGCGAUAGGGAUGCUGUAGGCAGGGCCCUACACCGAGAUCCCAACGGAAACGGGUUUGAAAGUUCUCACCCCUCCGGAAAACCCGACCGAGUCUGGGAUUUAGUCUCCGGCACCCCAAAAAAGAGUCCGUCGAAGGUGAAGGCCGCAGCGGCGGCAGUGGCCGAUGUCGAUUCGGAUGCUCCGGCGUGCGCAGUAGACGUUGCUGAGAUGGCAACAAGGGAAGUGAGAAGCCCCGCGGUGCCGGAAAAAACAGAAACAGAAAUUAGGCCAACGAUGACAAAAGGUUGGGAUGCCUGUGGUGACGAAUGUGGAGGUUGCGGUGCCGCCCUUGUCAACUCAGGAGGUAACGCCGAAAUUUUAGCGGAAUCACAAGAUAACGGGAGACAACAAAAGGAGGGGGUCUCCACUGUGUCCAUUCAACAACAACAACAACAAAAACAGCAGCAGCAGCAGCAGCAAACAAAGAGACAUACAGUAGUGACGACAACCGAACACACAGCUGGGGUCUCACAGGGGCGAUGCGUACCCGUUGUUCACACCACGACUUCCAUAGCUGCUGUCAAUUCGGCGAGCUGUACCCGCCCCGUGACCGCUCUGAGUGUUUACUUAGUCGCGCUCUACAAGAAGGUAAACGAGGCAUAUUGCCGUCAGAGACGUUUUGAAGCUCCCGGUCCGAAAUUUAAUAAUGGAUUUGAUGACAAGGAGGGACACUAUCUUGUGCUGUCCGGUGAGGAGAUACUCAAUCGGUACACAGUUCAAGAAGUGCUCGGCAAGGGCAGCUUUGGUACUGUUGUCCGCUGCUAUGACGAGAAGCGUCGUGAGAAUGUCGCUCUAAAAAUCACUCGUCACGGUCUCAGUUUUCGUACGCAGGCAAAACUGGAGCUAGACAUCUUGUUGAAGCUUAAUGUUAAUCCACACCUUAAUCAACUUGUUGUAAAGCUUUUGAAGGUGUUUGAUUGGCAAGGGCAUCUUGUGUUGGUUUUUGAACUGCUGAGCUUUAAUCUGUACCACCUUAUUAAGUGUACACGUUACAACGGUGUCACUCUCGAUUUAGUACGUAAGUUCGCAUACCAGUUGGUACAAGUGCUUUAUCAGCUUGAACAGACAAAACCUAGCCCUAUCAUUCACUGCGAUGUUAAGCCGGAAAACAUUCUUUUGAAAAAUCAAAAUCGUAGCGGCAUACGUCUCAUUGAUUUUGGCUCGGCAUGCUACUCGAACAAAGUCAUUCAUAAGUACAUACAGAGCCGCUAUUAUCGUAGCCCUGAAGUUAUUUUGUAUUUGGAAUAUGGUACUUCUAUUGAUCGUUGGUCCCUGGGGUGUGUGCUUGCCGAGCUCCACACCGGUGUGCCGCUCUUUGAUGGACGGACAGAAGCAGCACAACUAGCCCGCUUUGAGGCAAUGUUGGGACCAAUCCCCGUAGAAAUGUUGGAAGCCUCGCCAAAGUUGGCCAAGUUCUACGGGACAACAGAGAAUGGCUACAAACUAAAGGAACAGCCGCUGCCAAGACGCUCCCUGGAGUGUGUUUUGGGUGUCACCACUGGUGGUCCUCGUGGUUCGCGAAAAGGCACACCAGGGCAUAGUGAAGAAUCCUACCGUCAAUUCCAUGAUUUUCUUAGUGGAUUGCUGAAAUACAGACCAACAGAACGAAUGAGUUGCUCUGAUGCGCUGCGGCAUCCGUUUAUAGAACCGCUCUGGAUAUCAGACCAGCAACAACAGCAAAUCACUCGAAAACCACCCCCGCCUCCAAAUCCUCCACCAUGA